Molecule: messenger RNA, 2670 nt
Organism: Xyrauchen texanus (razorback sucker)
Lineage: Eukaryota; Metazoa; Chordata; Actinopteri; Cypriniformes; Catostomidae
Gene: fzd7a
Product: frizzled class receptor 7a
Exons: 1
Coding region: 478-2157 (559 amino acids)
Biological process (GO): canonical Wnt signaling pathway; non-canonical Wnt signaling pathway
Cellular component (GO): plasma membrane
Molecular function (GO): Wnt receptor activity; Wnt-protein binding
Source: RefSeq, a predicted model, not a curated record
CGCGCUCAUACCUUUCAGUCAGUGAAAAGAUGCGUAUCUAUUCAGCGGACGAGCGAGUCAAGCGCAUUCAACUAAAGAUAUCCGACAGAAGUUCCCCAGCACGGAUAAGUCAAAUUCUCUCAGAGACACACACACACUUUCAAACGGGAUUUGGUGGACACCGGAGCCGGACGGAAAACUUUAAUUAACGGUCAACAAAUUAUCUUGCGAACCCUGAAGAGCGAAAAAAAACAUGAGCUCCUUGUGGAUUUAGUUUGGAUGUAUUUGCUGCUUUUCAUCAACUUUUGACAUUUUGCCAAGGUUUUCGUCAGAUAUAAGCUCAUUUACCUAAUAUGAUUGCUUUCGGACCACGAGUGCCGUAGUGUUGACAAAAAAAAGGCAACGGGGGCGAAAACGAGGAGCUUUUGCUAGUACAUAAGGUCUGGUGAAAGAAACUUUUCUCGCGGUGAAGAGGCAGUUUCCCUUAUUUUCGAGUAAAUGGCGGCUUUCCUCAAUAUGCAGCACUGUUGUGGGAUUACUAGCUAUUUCCUUUUGUUUUUUUGUCUGGCUUUGCAGCCGUCCUGCGGUCAGUAUAACGGAGAGAAGGGGAUCUCCAUUCCCGAGCACGGAUUCUGCCAGCCCAUCUCGAUCCCUCUGUGUACGGACAUUGCCUACAAUCAAACCAUCAUGCCUAACCUUUUGGGUCACACCAACCAGGAGGACGCCGGACUGGAAGUGCACCAGUUCUACCCUCUCGUCAAAGUCCAGUGCUCGAUGGACCUGAAGUUCUUCCUCUGCUCCAUGUACGCGCCGGUGUGCACGGUGCUCGAGCAAGCCAUCCCGCCGUGUCGCUCCCUGUGCGAGCGGGCGAGACAGGGCUGCGAGGCCCUCAUGAACAAGUUCGGCUUCCAGUGGCCCGAGAGGCUCCGCUGUGAGAAUUUCCCCGUCCACGGCGCGGGAGAGAUCUGCGUGGGACAGAACACGUCAGAUGCUGGAAGCCCGACAUCAGACCCGACGCCCUACGUGCCCGAAAUGAUCACGUUAGGGCCAAGCGUGAUUAGACCCAGCCAGCAAUUCACAUGCCCACUGCAGCUGAAAGUACCCACUUAUCUCAAGUACCACUUCAUGGGCGAAAAAGACUGUGGUGCGCCAUGCGAGCCCACUAAACCCAACGGGUUGAUGUAUUUCCGAGAGGAGGAGAUCAAAUUCGGCCGGCUUUGGGUGGGCAUUUGGUCCAUUUUGUGUUGUGUUAGUACUCUGUUCACUGUGCUCACAUACUUGGUGGACAUGAGGCGAUUUCGUUACCCCGAGAGGCCCAUCAUCUUCCUCUCGGGCUGCUAUUUCAUGGUGGCUGUUGCUUACGCGGCGGGUUAUUUCCUUGAAGAUAAAGUAGUUUGCAUUGACAAGUUUAACGAUGAUGGUUACAAGACCGUGUCCCAGGGUACGAAGAAAGAGGGCUGCACUAUUCUCUUCAUGAUCCUCUACUUCUUCGGCAUGGCGAGCUCAAUUUGGUGGGUCAUCCUGUCCCUUACAUGGUUCCUCUCGGCGGGAAUGAAGUGGGGUCACGAAGCAAUAGAGGCCAACUCUCAGUAUUUCCACCUCGCUGCUUGGGCUGUGCCAGCAGUUAAGACCAUUACCAUUCUCGCCAUGGGACAAGUGGACGGCGACCUCCUCACCGGGGUGUGCUACGUUGGCAUCAACAACGUGGACUCUCUACGCGGGUUCGUUCUGGCGCCCCUCUUCGUCUACCUCUUCAUCGGCACCUCUUUUCUCCUGGCUGGCUUCGUUUCACUUUUUCGCAUCAGAACCAUCAUGAAGCACGACGGCACCAAGACGGAGAAGCUGGAGAAGCUGAUGGUGCGCAUCGGCGUGUUUAGCGUGCUCUACACGGUUCCCGCUACUAUAGUGAUCGCCUGUUAUUUCUACGAGCAGGCUUUCCGAGAGCAGUGGGAGAAAACCUGGCACAUGCAGACGUGUAAACGCUUUGCUGUACCUUGCCCAUUCAACAACUUUGCCCCCAUGUCUCCGGAUUUCACCGUCUUCAUGAUAAAGUAUCUGAUGACCAUGAUCGUGGGAAUCACCUCUGGAUUUUGGAUAUGGUCUGGGAAAACCCUGCAGUCUUGGCGCAGAUUUUACAAAAGGCUCAGUAAUAGUAAUCAAGGCGAGACAACGGUAUGAAGAAGGAGAUCCACUUUAGUCCGAGAAGAAAAGUGACUUGACUUCAGUGCUCUUGUAGGUGUUUCCACAAUGAAAACGGAGCCACAUGAACAGUGUUAUCUGCUCAUAAGACAUUUGACUGUUUUGUGUAACACAAUGUGAUCUAUGUAGACGUAUACAUUUCAUACAGUCUUGAAUCCCGUUCACGGUUCUGUAUACCUGAGAUUUGGAUGUAAUUUGCCUUAUACAUGUACCAUCCCUUGUUUUAAACCAUAGGGACUUGUAUGACUUUCGCAGCCCUCCGUUGACAAUCAUUCAAACCUCUUUGGUUCAAACGGACCGUCAAAUACACAUUAGGACUGGGAUAGUUAAAUGCAUGUGUACCGCUGUGAAUUUAUGCAAGCUCUCUUUAAACGAUGUAACGUGUAAAUAAUCACCUUUUCUCAAAGAAUAUAUGUAUUUAUGAAAAUAAUCGUGCUGUUUUUUACUUGAUUUUGAAAAAUUGGUAAGAGACCUUUGUAUCUGUACAGUUUC